CCCCUAGGUCACAUGACGUUGGUUAGCUGUGUGACUUGAAGUGAGCCUGCCCAGCUUGUCAGAUAGGCCUUGUUAGUCUAGAAAUGCAACAGGUCGUAUGUGACUCACUUUUCUCAACCAACCCUGACUAUUCCUGUUACUGACGUGGGAACCCAAAUACACGACGUUCCCCUGACUCAUCCAUAAACCGCUGGCAAUUUGCAUUCGCCUUUCAGCCCGACUUGCCAAAACGCCUAUUUCAGCCUUCGCUGCUUCCGCCCCCUCGUUAAAUCCGUUCCGACUCUUUAACACCUAAAUAUCCCGACGUUUGUCUCCAUCGCUGAGAAGGAUCUCUAACAAGGUCGCCGCUUGAAAAAGUUCUAUUAACAAAAAAAAGUUGCAGAUUUGUAAGUAGAAUCCAAUGAAUUCAUUGGAUUUAAAUAAUGAUUAUAAUUUCAUUCUACAUACGGAACUUACAUCUCUUCUUGUGUUUGUGUGUAACGAUCUGUCUAUACAAUUUGUUGUGUUGUUAAUGGCCAGCACAUGAUGAUUGGAUGUUGCUAAACCCUUUGUGAUUGGCCGUUUAUCUUUUAAAUAGUGUGCCUCAUGGACUGGUUCUUUAGCCUUUGAUUAAGUGCCCAGGCCCAAAGGGGGCACGAAACGAUUCAGAUGCCGUACAUUUUUUGUUAUUAAAACUUUUUCAAGCACCUUUUUUUUCCGACUGAUUUCCAGUUUCUGCCAGACUUUGUUCUACCGGAUUGUGUGAUUACUUCCCUUAGCUGAAAGUCUGGGGCAUGUACCCCCCGACCCACCGUCGCUCAUGAAUGAACACACAUUGCUCUUCAUACAGAAUAGAGAAAUGAGAAUAUUCAUAGGAAUAAAUACAGACAUAUGAACACUCAGGGUGGACUGAUUAACCCUCAUCUCUCCACUGAUCUCCAUACAUAGACCCUGAUGAUGGAGUCGAAGGAGUGUAUGGCCGUCUCUAGUAUCCUGGGCCCUAUACCUGCCUCAUCCCUGGUCACCUCCAGCUCCUUCAGCCCAAGUGCCUUCAAGUUUCCCAGGAAGAGGAAAGACAGUGAUUCUGACGACCAAGUCACGGAGGGUUCAGAAAUGAGUGACGUCCAGGGAAGAGAGGCGCACAGAGAGACGGAAAAGCGGCGUAGGGAGAAAAUGAAUAACUUGAUAGAGAACUUGUCGGCCAUGAUUCCCCAGUGCACCCCAUUACCCAGCAAACCGGACAAGCUGACUGUGCUCCGCAUGGCCGUCCAGCACUUGAAGUCACUAAAAGGAUCCAGCCCCUCUUUCGCAGAUGAGAGCCUAAAGCCUUCCUUUUUAAAGCAUGAGGAGAUGAAACGGUUAAUCCUAAAGGUGGCAGACGGAUUCCUUCUUGUGGUUGGAUGUGACGGAGGAGAAAUCCUGUUUGUGUCCGAAUCUGUCACAAAGACGCUGAAAUACAACCAGGGGGACCUCAUGGGGAAAAGCUUAUUUGAUCUCCUACACCCCAAAGAUGUUGCCAAAGUUAAAGAGCAGCUUUCCUCCUCCGACGUGGCCCCCCGGGAGAAACUGAUCGAUGCCAAAACUGGUUUGCAAGUUCACGCGCACUUUCAGGAGUCGCGUCUGCACUGGGGCUCCCGGAGGUCUUUCUUCUGCCGGAUGAAGAGCGGCCGCUCCGUUCAUAAGGAACAAAAGAGUUUCUUGCACAGCUCCAAGAAAAAGGAUCACCAACGAUAUUGCACCAUAUACUGCACCGGCUACUUGAGGAGCUGCCCCCCCAGCCAAGAGGACUGUGACAGUGACCGAGAGACCACCAAUUCCAGGUGUCUGGUGGCCAUCGGCAGACUCCACCCCUAUAUCACCCAACAGGACAACUCCGAAGUCAAAGUGAAACCCACUGUAUUCGUCACCCGCUACACUAUGGACGGCAAGUUUGUUUAUGUUGAUCAACGAGCCACGGCCAUAUUAGGAUACCUCCCACAGGAGUUGCUCGGGACCUCAUGCUAUGAAUACUUUCAUAUAGACGACUACGGGCACCUAACUGAGCGGCACAAAGCAGUUCUUCAGAGCAACGAGAAGGUCGUGACAAAUUGCUACAAAUUUCGGGUGAAAGACGGCUCCUUCGUUACGUUACAAAGCCAGUGGUUCAGUUUCAUCAACCCUUGGACCAAAGAUCUGGAAUACAUUGUAUCGGUCAAUACGGUGGUCCCGAAUCACAAUUCAUCAUCGGAGGAAACUUCAUCGCUGCCGAGCAGCUCCCGCUCCUCUCAAGAUAACGCCAAACACCCCUUUCUCAAUAUCCCCGGGACGUCCAGUGAGACCCUGCUCGGUGCCGCCAAUAUCGGGACCCAGAUUGUAAAGGAAGUGAUGAGUUUACAGAGGUCCAACUCUUCACCUUCAAAUGGCGAUGUUAGUCCCAGUGGGACCCCAAUAAAGUCUCCCCCAGCCCUGACUGACCCAUCAACUACCGUUCAGAAGGGCCAAUUGGCCACAGAGAUGGAGAAGUUGGACACAGCCCGUAGCAACAGUGUGACCUCCUAUCACCGUUUCCUUAGUGACAGUAACGCCUUGAACUUUGGUCAAGAUGAAACCACAAUGGCGGCUCUUAUGAACAUUUUCGAAGCAGACGGGGGCCUGGGGGACAGCCAGGAGCUGAGCGACAUGCCCUGGGCUCUAUAGCGGAAGCCUGUGCUGCACACGGAUAAUGUACUGUAUUUUCUAAGGCUUUCAUACCCUUUGUACUUUUGUAUUUUUUGUUACCUGAUCACCAUAGAACCAAUCAUUUC
Messenger RNA from Xenopus laevis (African clawed frog), 2762 nucleotides. It is a transcript of the gene bmal2.L, whose product is annotated as aryl hydrocarbon receptor nuclear translocator-like protein 2. The record is from RefSeq and is a predicted model, not a curated record. Lineage: Eukaryota; Metazoa; Chordata; Amphibia; Anura; Pipidae. The transcript has 17 exons. Bases 934 to 2655 code for a protein of 573 amino acids.